ACCCACAGAAGGGCGGAAGAAGUCUGCUUGUGAGAAAAAGCUAACGGGGGCUGGGGGGCUUUCCCCUCCGCUCCCCCGCUACAAGCCAUAUCUUCUUUAUAUGACGAAAAGCAGACUUUUAAUUUACUUCGGGGUCCCCCCAUACCUCUUGUUUUAAACCGCACUAGUCUAAAUAAGGCGCAGCCGCGGUCUCCUAUCUGAACCGUUCCUGCGUUGCUAGGGAGACAAGGCGCGGGAGGGGGGUGUCGGAGGCGCGCGCAUGCGUAAAACUCAAGAGGACGGCUGCAUCACGUCCAUCGUCCAGGCCGCUGUGUGUGGAGAAGCAGAAAGGGCGGGAGGCCAGGGAGGUUGCGCGCAUGCGCAAGAGGCCUUCGGGUGGCUCUGAGGGCGGAAGUGGCGACUCGUGAGGGCGUCGUCCCUCCGUCGCCGGAAGUCAGGAGCCGGUUCCGUUUCCGCUCCUGAGAAACAGGCGCGCGAGGAGAACUCACCUCACAGAAGGACGGGGCCAGGCUAGAGGAGCCCAGAGUCCGUGUUUUAUGUUUUUCUUCACAACAACCCUGUGAGGUAGGUGAGGCCGAGAGAGUCGUGGCUGGCCCAGAGUCACCCAGCACAAGGAGAGCGGCUGAAGCUGUUUCCCAACAGACGUGCAGCUCCGAAGCCUCCAGAAUGCAGGGCGUGUUGAGGAGCUGCAGUCGGCUGGCCCAGGGGCGUGUAUGUUGGACACGCCCCAGUUGUGGUCCAUGGGUGGCAGCAUCUGAGACGGUCUUGCUGCAUUCCACGCCGCUGAGGAAUACUACUGUCCGGUUGUGUCAGGCUGGGCAAGCCAAGGAUUAUAGCCUCCCCAACUCUAGCUGGAGUCGGGAAAUGCUGGAUCAGUUCCACAAAUUCAUGGAGAUGUCCAAAAAUGGGACGUGGAAGAAACUGCCUUCUUAUCGUAGCCUUGUGGAACAUGGCACAGGGAAGAAAAGGAAAAAGUCCAAGGAAGUAGACACCCGUCUCUUCCUCAGAAACUUUGAUACUGAAGGCGUGGGCUUUGAAUACGUGAUGUUCAUGAACUCUCUGGAGAAAAGGAUGGUGUCUGUUUUCCAGCUAGGUCCUUACCUGGAGGGACCUCCAGGGGUUGUGCACGGCGGUUCCAUCGCCACCAUUCUCGACAGCUCUCUCGGGGCCUGUGCCUUCACUCUUGUUGGCAAGGUGAUGACAGCAAACCUAAAUAUCAACUAUCGGAGUCCGGUCCCACUGCGCUCGGUGGUCCUGGUGGACUGCAAACUGGAGAGCAUAGAGGGGCGGAAGGUGCUUGUGUCCGGCCAGGUGCGGGGCACUGACGGGCAGACCCUUCAUGCAGAGGCUACAGCUCUGUUCAUUAAACUGGAAUCGAAGAAGCUCCCCCAGCCGCCAGCCAGUUCCACGUAACCCUCCGGAGUUCGCCUGAAGGACCCAGAACUUCUCCUGGGUUAUCUUGAACAAAGCCAUAUGCCUUGCCUGGGUGCCUCAUCUUUUGGGGACCACGAACUGCGAAACGAUUGAGUCGCUCUUGUGAUUUGGACGCCUUAACAAAGGAGCAUUCCUUUUUACCCAUUUUGAACCCCAGUGUGCCUCUUUCCUAGACCAGCUGAUAUUGGCCUGGGGCUAGUUUUUUGUUACACAGACUGAGCAGUACUAUAUUUUGGCUUGUAUUGUGGAGGCCUAGCCUCUCUGACAUAUUAUGUUUCAGGUCAGGUGGCAGGGUGUAGUUGACUAUUGCUAAGCUGACCAUGGUUGACCCAAGCCAAGGGUUCUCUGCAAUGUCUGAGGGAUACAUACAUCAUCUCCCACUGUAUGGUUGACAAGCCCUCUCAUCUCCUUCAGAAACAGGCCUUUUUCAGGAGGAUUGACCCAAUUUCUGCCUUUUGGAAGGACACUAAGAACCAAGAAGAUGCUUCUCAUAUGUAUAUCUCUAUGAGCGUACAGAACAGCCAGUUCUUCCUGAACAAAUUAUUUGAACUUUAAAAAACAAAAACCUGCUCAACCUGAUUCAGGCCCUUCCGGAAUAGAGAAGAAGUUGGCCAUGGUACUUAAAGGAGAAGUUUCGCCUAGAUUUUGCUAUGUGUAGAGGAAAAACCUUUUAAAAAAAAGUAAUAUAUUAAGUGGAUUUGUAUAUUGGUAUUUGAGUGUAAUUUAAGUUAAUGGAAUUGCAUUACAAGAGUGAAAAGGAUUCUUCUGCAAGAAUGCUCCAAAGGAGCUAAGGGAAACGUCCAACAUGCACCUUCUAUAUCGGAAACUCCACUUUUUCUAAUGGAUGGUGCUCAGCCACACUCACUCACGUACAAAGUGUGUGCCAUGAAUUUCAAAUGACAAUUGUGGGGAAGUUCUUCCAACCCUUACUGCCUGCUGAAGAGGACGCAUUCUUCUAGGAGGUUCUAGCCUCUCAAAAGCCAAACUAGUAUUCUUGCCAAUGGAGUAUCCAUAUGGGUUUGUUUACAAGCUGUCCUGUUCAAUGAGUUUGCACGUGAGGAGAGACUCUCCUGAAAUCCUUCUGUUCUUACUCGUUUUUAGAGUCAUACUCCCUCCUCCCUCUGCAAGCAGAGGCAAAGAUCAUUUGGGAUAUAGCACAGAGCCAGGAUUGAGUUCUGGCUUCAGGUGGUGUCCCUGAGCCUUCGGAAUGCACGUAUUCCACCCCACUGCCAAAUUUCCAAAAUAAACAAGGAUUUGAGCCUCUGCUUUAUGUCCGAACUGACCCGGACUGCAAUUAUUGGUUGGCAGAGGUCAGGGAGAAGGAGGUAAUUUCAGCAUAGGAAAUGACAGUAUUUUUGUUCCAUCAACUUACUAGGAAGCAUUUUUUUUUAAAAAAAUCUUUAAAUUAAAUAAUGAAUAAAGGAAAGAUACAUCAAAAAUGUCCAGAAUACAAGACAUAUCUAACAUUACAUAUUGUUAUCAACAUUGGGAAAAGGAGAGAAACAACAACCUCUUCCCUCCCUUCUCACUGCAAAUAAUUUGGUAACUGAAUAAAAGAAGCAACCUUACAUUUCAUAAGUACAGAUAAAAGUAGAAAAGAACCUUUUCUAAUAAAAGAAUUGCCAUUAACAAGAGAAAAGUAAAAGUAAGCCCUAUAUAUUUAUAUUAAAAACGACUUUCAAAAAUAAGAGAAUACAAAUAUACAAAUAAUUCAAACAGUAUUCUUAUAAGAGAUAUAAAGGAUGAGCUAGAAAGAAAGAUCAAACACUGGAUAGCUAUAAAACCUAUUCUUUUUUAAAAAAAUAAAGUAAAUAUGGGGGAGUGGGAGGGGCAUUCCCUGCACGGCUCUUAUUAAUGUGGUAUUCUGCCCUGCUAAUUGCGGGAUGUGGCAGUUUCCAAGGGGGGUGGGGUGUGUCUUGGAUUAGAGGGGAAGAGCAAUUCUCUCUAUUAAGGAACAGGGAAAGAGGAACUGUUGCUGUUCAGUCCAGUGGCUAUCUCUGGUGUUUGCUUUGUGUGUUCCCUUUAGCUCGUGAGCCCUUUGGGGACAGGGGAUUUUCUGAUUCCUUUUGCUGUAUAACCUCCUCUUGUUAAAGAGCAGUAUAUAAAAUAUCGAACUGUCAUGAUGGAUAAUCAUGGCGUGCCAAGGCACACCUGUUCUCUGUUUAAUUGUGUUAAUUCCAUGAAAUUGUGUGAACGUUUUAUUCUGUGAAUGGUUUUUUGUUUUGUUUUUUGUGGCUGUUGUAUAUUUGUGUUGUGUACACUGCCUAGCGACACACCUAUCAAAUGAUUAAUUGAUUUUAAUUUAAUGAGUUAAUUAAUUAAGAGAUGACUUUGCUGGACUAGCGAGCCCCUCUUCUUGUCUAGACCUGGUGCUGACAGAACAAGGAGCGAUUAGCCCCUUACAGACUGGCUGUCUGUUCCCUUGUCUGCAAUACUGAAAGAGCUUUUUCUGUGAUCCUUGAAGAGAGAUUUGCAGAAAUAAAGGCCUAUUUGGGGAAGGAAUAAAACCUCA
Messenger RNA from Hemicordylus capensis (graceful crag lizard), 3946 nucleotides. Its product is annotated as acyl-coenzyme A thioesterase THEM4-like. The transcript has 8 exons. NCBI's taxonomy places the organism in Eukaryota, Metazoa, Chordata, Lepidosauria, Squamata, Cordylidae. The record is from RefSeq and is a predicted model, not a curated record. Bases 667 to 1413 code for a protein of 248 amino acids.